AUGUCCUUCCUCCACAACCUCUUCAGCUCGCCCGCUAAACCCCCACCCACCGAGAAGCGUAAUGAGCUAGAUAUGCCUAGAGCACACUCGGGUGGGAAGGGUGGGAAAAGGAAGAGAGACGCGUAUGAUCCGGAAGAAUACCAGAACGCUGUUUAUGCUGGUGCGGGUACGGUGGCGGUGAGUGGUGAUAAUGGGUAUGAGCUGGAUGAGGAGGAAGCGGAUGAGGGGGAAGCGGCAGCGCACCAAUUACAAGAUGAAGCUGAAGUUGAGAUUGAAGUGGAUGAUGAGGAUGAAAAUGAUGGAGAUGACGAUGACGACACCCGGCCGUAUGCGACUCCGAAAUCCGUACGCAAACUUUCGCGCGAUUUGUACACUGCUCUGGAAGCGCGUAGGCCUGGUAGUAGGACUGGUAGGACAAAAACGCACGAUGAAGCAGGGGAGACGCUGGCUGGUACAGGUACCAAGAUCACAACAUCACCAUCACCAUCACCAUCACCAUCAAUACGCACAGGCAGCGAGACCGACAACGAAGAAGACGAGAUCAUCGAUGAGAUAAAUUGGUCCAGCAGCGACGACGACUUACAAUUAUCAUUCUCCCCUACCACUUCAUCGGCCGGACCAGACAUGACUGGUACUGGCGAGAUCGAAGUAGACAGACUCAAACACACACCUGUUGGCAAACAACCUAGAUCAAGGACUGGGGCUGUUAGAUUAACGACCACUACUACUCCAUGGCCUAUAACGACCAAAGCUUCAUCUUCACUUUCAUCCGCCAAACCAACCAAACCCAUCACUACACCACAAUCACCUCAGCGCACCAUGACCUCCCCCCUCCCCCUCGCCGCCACCCAUCCUCCCGGGUUUAAAUACCCUUUGGCUUGGCACGAGAAGACACUCGCCGACAAAUGGGAUACAUUCCCCAACCUCCGCGCCCGCGAACUCCACGCUUCACCGCGCCUCAUCCGCGCAGAAUUACCUUCAGAACCACUGUACGCCUUCCGCGACGCAGAGAUAAGGGAUGGGUUGUGGGCACUUAUGAGCGGCAUCGAGGAUUUCUCCAAAAAGUACUUCCCGAAGGGUGCGCACGCUUCCCAUACGAGUAAAGACAAGAAUGGGGAUACCCUAGUGCACAAGAAGUUCUUCGAGACUUUGCUACCAGAGACGGCAAAACUAAUUAAUUGCGUGGCGAGUGGAGGGCCGAGCGGACUAUGGGGAUGGCACGAUCUUUUUGUCAACAAAGAGAAAUUGCAAGCGUUGGUUUGUGCGAUGAUUGGGAAUGUGUUAAGUGAGCAGGUGUUGCAGCAUGCGUUCUUUGGGGGGACGGAGGAGGGUGUUAGAGCUGUUAGCAAGGUGCAGAGGGAAAUGAAGGAUCAGGACGGUUUCACCCGCAACGCCGCCUACGCAUCCACCAUCCUCGCCCACCUCCCCACACCGACAUCCCUCCCUUACAACUUCAACGCCCACGUCAACACCAUCAUCGGAGCACUAUGGACGCACCUCUCGCCCCUCCUCACCCUAGCUCACCCACCUACAUACCCCGCCUCCACACCCCUCCCCAUCCCACCUCCUUCACUCAGCUCCGUCUUCGCAGACCUCCGCCACCUCACCGUUUCCGCAGGCCUCCUCUCCCUGCACAUGCACCUCGAUCCGCACACAGCAUACCACCACGUCCCGCUCUUCAAAGAAGAUAACUAUGAUUCCUCUAUUAUGGAGUGUUGGAACGACCCCUCCAUGCGCCAACGAAACAUGCGGAAUAAGUACGAAGACGUCGAUUUGGAUGAGAAAAAGCGGCGUGAUGCGUUGAGUGAAAGCGAGAAGAAGCGUGCGAGGGGUGAUACGGCGUUGACGCAGAUUAUAUGUUUUAACGGUGUGACUGCGUAUCGGAAAGGCGGGUGGGAGGGUGGUUCGUCUACACUCAGCAAUCCUGUUUACGAGAGGAGGGAGUGGAAGGAUAUGCGUGUACGCGUAAGAGUGCUUACGCAAGGCUUGGUGUAUUGUCGCUGGGGACGGGCGCUUAGUUCGCAGAAGACGGCUUCGUUGGAUAAUGAGACGGGGAAGAAGAUACAUGGGGAUGCGUGGAGAGAGGGUGGGUUUGUGCAGUUUACGGAUGUGGAGGGUGUGUUUGAUUGGUUGGGAAAGGAGAGGAAGGAGAAGGCGGAGGCGAGGAUGGCUGUUUUGGAGAGGAUGGCUGAGAGGGCGGAUGCUGGUGCUGCUGCUGAGGAGACGGUGUUGCAGGCUGAAGGAGCUAAGAAGAAGGGGAAGGGGAAGGGGAAGAGGAAGCCGCGUGGGGAGAUUGGGGACUUUGAUCCGGAUCGUUGA
Alternaria arbusti is the source of this 2319-nucleotide messenger RNA. RefSeq lists its product as uncharacterized. Lineage: Eukaryota; Fungi; Ascomycota; Dothideomycetes; Pleosporales; Pleosporaceae. The transcript has 2 exons. The record is from RefSeq and is a predicted model, not a curated record. The coding region runs from base 1 to 2319 and encodes 772 amino acids.